CAUUGUCUACCCAAGGCUAAUACUCAUUGUCCCUACCCACCUUCAAUGACUGUCCCGAGGACCAGAGGACCCAUACUAGACAGUACCCAGAGCAAGGCAGUAGCCUGUCCAUGAUGGGUGCUGGGUGGUAGACCUAUAGGCUACCAUGUGACUAAAUUCUUAGACCCAGACCCACUGGUGGUGUGGCUUGCCAUCCAUACCCUCCUGCCUCAGCUGCAAUGCCAACCCCGGCCAUGGGUAUGCUGCCCAUCUCCCGAAGGGUAACCCUGCAGACCUGCCCCAGGGACAGCCAGCAAGAAGGUCUCUACUCCCUCAAGGCCUCAGGGAGAUUGGCCCAUCAGGAGGCCAGCACCAAGGCCAGGGAAGAAGCAUUCCAUCCGCAUGCAGCCAAGGACGGUCUUCUGGCCACACUGAGGUGUCCUGUGCUUCCCCAGAAGCUGGGUACUCUUCGGUCAGCUCCCUAUGUGGCCUGGUCUGAUUAUAUCAAGGAGCCAGGCCCCCACAUGAAGGCCUGCAGCCUGCCAAUGUGGUCUCCAUGCUUGGACACCAAGGAUGUGAACAGCUCGGUGUCAUCUGGUCGGUUCUCGGGUUCCUCAGGAGGGCAUGAAUCAUGUGCACCUUUCCAUGGGCCCUGGAAAGAAAGGCCACCCCUGGUGUUGGGGCCCCAGCGUCAGCCCAGGAAGAGUAAUCCUCGUCUGGAGCAGUUGAGGGACAAGAUUCGAGCCCAGGCACAGUGGCAGGCUAGCUGUGCCUCCCUGGGUACCUCUGUGCCCUCUAGUGCCUCGUGCCUCUAUAAGACCUCCUCGACAAUGCUACGACGGAAGACUCCCAAGGUGACAAACGCUCUUCCAGUGACUACUUGCCCAGGGUCAGACCUUCUUCAUGCAGCUGAACAUAGAAGCAAAGACAGGGCACCUUUCAGCCUGGGACGGGAGCUCUCAAGGUUUCCCCAGCGCCAUACUUCAGUUCCAAGGACAAACAUCAAAAGGAUCAGAAGUGCUUCUUACAAAAGAGAGAUCCCGAAGUCAUCUGUCCUGCGCAGAACUGCCAGAGGCAGAGAUUCUGAGUUGGCUGGUGUGUACGCCUGGAGAAAAGGACAAGCCCUGGUGAGGCGGCUGCUUGGGCCCCCUCCUGCCCUCCCCCGGCUCCAGGGCAAGGUCCCUGCCACGGACUUAGGCUCUGACAAGAAAGCAGCAGCUGUUGGGGACUUACCCACCCACACCUGGUUGUCUAAGCCUACCUGUGCCCGCGGUGACCAGCAGGCUUGUGAGCACACACCCAGCUUAGCUUCCCAUGAUCAGUCAGCAACUAUCCAAGGUGCCAUGGAGAUCCUACAAGACCUGCGACAGCAAAUCCAGGCUGGUCUGGAACUUGCCAGACACUCCAGGGUGGCAAGGAAGCUCUCAUCAUCAAAGCCAAAGCCACAGAACCUGGCAGGGAAGAGGCAACAGGGACCUCAAAGCACCUGGGACAUGCAGGGCUCCUUCUCAAAGAGUGCUUGCACUGCAACAGAGAGGAAGUGCUCUUCCUUGGACAGGGCUGGAAACUUGACGAGUCGGCAACACUGGGGGAAAGCCAUGGCUGAGCCGGAGUCCUGUCCACAGAGGGCCUGGACAGCACAGGGGCAAGACACCUCCUUCCAGAAGCCUGGAAGCACCCCAGAAAAGCCAAGUUCCUUCUCACAGCGGCCCUGGAGUGCCCUGGCUUGGAAGGCCUGUCCACAGAGGGCUUGGGAAGCUCAGGGACAGGACACUGCCUUCCAGACGUCUGGGAGCUCCCCUAAAAAGCCAAGCCCCUUCUCACAGCGACCCUGGAGUGCUCUGGAUGGUCAGACUUGUCCACAGGGGACUUCCACAGCUUGUAAAGACUGGGAGGUUCCUGGGUCCAGUCCAUGGGGCUCUGUGGCUAAGCCACAGCCUGCUCUCCAUCAGCCCUGGAGUAGUUUUUGUACACAGAGAUCUAGUCCCUACAGCAAGGGCCAAAGUGCUGUCCCACCUCCCUCAAAAGCCAAGCUAGCUUGGCCAGAGCCUUCCCAGGGCCUCCCUCCUAGCAAACCAGCCAAGGAGCAGGACACACAGGAGCCCCCACCCUGUGCAAGGACACAGCAAUCUCUGGGCCGGCCACACAGCUCUGAGUCCUUGCGUGACUUCAUCCGUCGGAAGGCCCAGGCCCGGCGGCAGCAGGCCAUGGAGCAGAAGGCCUUGGCCACACAUACUCUGGAGCUGAGGAACCGGAGGCUGCAGGAGGUGUACCGGAAGCAGCGAGAGGCCAUCCUUGGCAAGGCCGCCCCUGUGGUCUCCCGGAGAAGCCCCGGCAUCGUCACCUUUGUUCCCAGUUCCGUACAGUCUGGGGGCCUGGAAGCCCCUGGGAGCCUGGGGUCACCACUGCAGAAGUGGAGCAAGGUGACAUCUGGCAUGGUGCGUGGGGAUCAAGAGGCGCCAGACAGCUUCUGUCUGUGUUUGAACAAACCAUGGAACCGUGCUGAGACCCAGGACGCUGGACGCCCCCGGGACGGCAUGAGUGCUGCCCCUCUGCUACCAUCUACCGCUUCCUCUCCUGGCCCCAUGAAGCUCCAGGACAUGUCCGGGGGGCUGUGCAUCUACAUGGACCCCCAGGAUACUGAGCAUCUGGGCCCAUCGGGCCUCCUGCACUUCCAGUACAAGCAAGCCAGGCUGCAGGCACUGGAGACCAUGGCCGAUGUCCUCAAGCAGCGUAUUGACAUCCUUACCACCAAGCUGCACAAGUCGACGUCGCCGGAACCAGCUAGUGACCUGGCCUCGGACAUGCUGCCCUUGGGCCCCAGCACAGAGCCUGUCACCCCCGCUUUCACUCCUCCCUCUUACCUCAGAAGUUUAGUGUCUGAUGGAGGCAGAGGAACUUCCCAGGACAGGGUGGGCGUGCAGACCAAACCCCUUCUCCCCAGCACCUACUUCCAGGACGGUGAGAUGCUAUCGUGGAGACCCAACCGGGAGCCGCAGAGUGUGAACCUGGGGACCCACAUUGAGAGCCAGCCCCAAGGUCCCGUCUCCAGCGCCCCUGUCUCAAUGUCUCACACGCAACCUUGCCCUGCUGGCUCAUCAAGUCAUGGCGCCCGGGAGCUGGAGAAGAAGCUGCAGAGAGAGAUGGCUACCCUCCAGGCCCUCGGUGCCUCCAUGAGGAGCUCACUUGGGGUGCCAGCAGCACCAGCCCCCGCCUGUGACUCCCUUUGCCAGGAGAAGAUGCCAGAAGCCAAAAAGGCAGGCUUGGUAACGCCCUGGACCACCCAUAGCUGCGGUCAGCAGGAGCCCAAGGGGCCACAUUCUGGAGGCCUGCAUGAAGGGCACCUGACCAAUUUCCAGCUGAAAUCCUUGAGCUUUCUCGAAUCACUGAAGCUGGACCAGCAGAAGCAGGAGCAGGCGCUCGCCCUUCUGCGGCAGCAGGCAGAGCAUGAGGUAUGGGAGAUGCAGAUGACACUGGAUGCACUUCUCUUCAAACACCAGCUGAAGACUGUUUCCUCACAGCAGAAGAUGGAGAAACCCGAAGCCCAGCAAAAGCCAGAAAAGGCUUCGAGGCUGGAACAGCAGCAGAUGUGUGGUGGCCUAGAGCCAAACACACUCUCUCUUAACACAAUGACAACCAGAUCCAGAUCACCACCCUCCCCGCAGAGAGACAGCACGGGGUCCUUGGAGCCUCCUGAGGAAGCAAGGGCAUCUUCUGCAGGACCCAGUCAAGGCCUGCUUUCUCUCUCGGAGCCAGAGCAGCAGGACCCAGCUCACUCCCAGGUGGCUCUCGCCAAGUUCUACCCUUCAGACAGACCUGCCUACAAGUGGAGCAUAACAAGACCAGAGCCAGGAACAGAAAGGUCCAGAACCUUCCACCGCUUCACUAUGGCGAUGCUGGAGCAGAGUCUGAGGGACGAAGAGCUGCGUGCACAGCACCAGACUGCUGUGCUCCGACUGCGCGAGUUGGCGCUGGAGGAAAAAGCCCGUGCGGAGUUGACCUGCCUGGAGCAUCAGAUUGGGUGUCUUGUGGGGCGUGGAGCAGCACAGGCUACUCUGCGGGAAAAGCAACAACAAGCCCUCAGCAGACUUGAGAAGGAACGGAGGGAAAUCCAGUCCCUGAGGAAGGUGUCCUUGUCGCUGCACCAUGGCAGGAAGCAGCUCCUGCAGCAUCAGCAGUGUGUCCUCGAUGUGCAGAGGUCUGUGGCCCACUUGCAGCAGGAGCUCCAGGCUCGAACCCGGCUGCUGCAGAGUUCCAGCCCCAGCAUCAAGGUCACUCGGGGCGGGGUCUCAGACACAAAUCAGAAAAUAGAGGGACACAGACCUGGAAGCCCCCAAGGCUACCAUCCCCAGGAAAUCUCUGAGAGCGCCGAAGCUGCAAACCUCUCCCCUGAGCAAAAGGAAGUGACCCCUCCCCAGACGACUUCAGUUGCAGAUGAGCACCUGCAGCCUCCGAGGGUGAAGUGGGCAAUUGUCACACCUGGGACUGGACACCUACCUGUGAGGAGUGGACCUGACAGCCAAGAGCCUGGGAAACAGCCUUGUGUCUCUUCCCCCGGUCUGCUGCAUUCAAGUUCCCUGGACCCUGAACACCAGAAACAUCCAGCCUUCCCUGUCAUCAAGAAAGAUGAUAGCCCAGGCUCUCAGUUGAAGCCACUGGAGGCUAAGGAACUGCCUCCUCCAGGCCACCUACAGAACAAGCCCAGUGCAGCCUGGGCAAUGGAGAGGCAGCCUACAGACCUUCAUGCUUGGAGCUUGCAUGGACAGUGUGGGCAGUCCCUAAGCGGAGAUGGUCCUUGUCCCGAGGAAGCCAGAGUAGCUGAGAACAGAACAAGUCAAGGGCUGGCUGUUUCCAGAAGCCCCAGGGAGGAACCCCAGGAAGAGGCACACUGGAGGUCAGAGCAGCAGAGGAGAGAAGCUUGUCCACAGGAGAACCUAGACAUCCCCUCCACCCACCCGGAAGCUGACCAGGAGGCUGCUUCCCCAGCAGCUCCUGUGGCCAGUGAGGAAGAAGCGUGGCCUGCCUGGCACCUAAACAGUCCUCUGUCCCAGCCUGCCGUGGACGCGUGUUCUGAGUUUGCUUCUAGUGGCUGUUCUGGGUCCUCGGAAGCCCCUGCCUUCUCCCUCACCCCCUCGGCGGGCUCAUCAAAUGGCCUUUCCUGUCCGUCUCUCCAGGAGUUUCAGAGAGCCACAGCCACCCUCGUCCAGCUUUCUAGCAGUUCCGCAUCCCUGUCUAACGGGGAAGCUGAAGCCUCCCUGCAUGCAGACCCCGGUUGGUCUAGGGAGCUUUCUGCUCAUGACUCCUGGGAGGAGCCUGGCCUGCCUUCAUUCUGGGGCCUCCACCAGGGACUCCCUCAGCUGGAGGGUGUUUCUGGGGAUGUAGGUCAAGUGACCCUGCAGAGACUGGGAGACGGUGGGGCCAGACUCCUGAGUGGCUUCUCCGAGGACGCAGCUGUGGCACCAGGCUCAGAGCCAGGGUACGACUUCCUUCAGGCAGGCUGGCCGUCGUCAUUCCCACGUGUCCCAUCUCCAAGACUGGGGUCAGAGUUGUCAGAGUCCUCCAGCCAAAUUUGGGAUGAGAACAAUGAGGAGACUCUUGAAGAACCUAGUCCUGGUGUUGGGCCACCCUCGGGGAGCUCCUUGCCUGCAAAUGGUUCAUUGGACACGGGAGGCAGUGGAGGCCCCUGUACCACUCUUCCCUCCCUGGGGCCUGGGGAAGAACAAGACCCUUCCAGAUCCAGCAGGAGCCUGACGGGUACAUUGAACACAGGGAAAACCGGGCAGAUGUCCCCUGUGACCACCUCUGCAAUGCUCCCACCCCAGAACCCUUCUACCAGUGACCCAACUCUGCCACUGUCCUUUCCUGUGGACACUCCCACCACUGAAAGGGCAGGUCUAAGUAAAGGAAACAUGCCUCCUGAGGCCUCAGCUGGCUGCCAGGAGGAACCCCGGGAUGUUGAUACUAGUCCAUCCAUAGAAAGGAAGCCCUUACAGGCCUUGCCUGAUCCUAGGGCCCCUAUGACCCUGAAUGUUCCUUCUGAGGACACAACUCCCCUUGUCACAGAGGUAGCCAGUCCCUCGUACGUAGAUGGCUUCCUGACUGAAAUACUGUCCCCCGUGGAUGAGGAGCUAUCUUACGGCAGUAGGGACCUUCCGUCCUCUAUCUGCGGGGACACUCAACUCCCUCUACCACCACCUACUCCGCAAGCAAAGAGUGACAUCAACGAGCCCAGCCCCAGCUCAGAAGACUUCCCUUCCCCACCUGAGGAGGUCAUGUUUCCAGGUGACUCACUGGACACUCUAGGAGAGGAUCUGUCCAUUACCGCUGAGGACAUGUCCUCCCUAUCUGAGGGGGCUCUGGAGGAAGCCCUUUCCCUGGGGCCCCAGGAGUCAGGGCACUGUGUAGGAGCAUCUGGGCAAGAUGAAAGCCUGAAUGACUCAAGUUCAACAUCUCCCUUGAGUAAUUGUGCUCCUGAGACAUCCCCAAGACUGUCCACCCAACCCCUGAGUCCACCCCCAGUGGCUUGUGUGACCAGAGAGAAUCUUGAGGACGCCCCAGGCAGUCAAAGUGGACCCUGGGAAGCAAGGCAGUGUUUGGAGGAUGCAGAGCACCGGCAAGGAAUAGAACACCUCAUAGACAGAAGGGCAGCCACAUCGUCACCCUCCUGGGGUACACCCUCUGAAAGCCCACCCCCAGACCCAGUGCCCUUGGUGGCUGGAUCCCUCAAGCACGCUAGUGAGAAGGAGAGGGAAGGCCAGAGCUGCUGGACACAGGGCCGGCACAAGCUCCAGGGUUUGUUGGACAGGCAGCAGCUCUGUAGGAGAAACUGGGCUUUUGACCCUACCUCUGGUGCCUGUGCUGAUUUUUCAGGGACAAGAGAUGCUGGGCCAGUGGAUAUGGUGUCUACCCAGCUUAGCAGGAGGAUCCUGUGUGACUCUCUGGCUGCACUUUCAGGGCUGGCCCCUGAAGACAGCCCCUAGGAGUGUGCUCCGAAAUGAUAGGAACUCACAGAUACCUGACGUGUGUGUGUGUGUGUGUGUGUGUGUGUGUGUGUGUGUGUGUGUGUGUGUGCACAUGCCAUGGUCCCUGUGCAGAGGUUACAGGACAACUUUGGGGAAUUGGUUCCUUCUGCAGUGGGUUCUAGGGAUCAAACUCAGCUCAUGAGGUUUGUAUGGCAAGAGCCUUUACAGGCUGAGCCGUCUGUGUCCAAUUUGUUGUUUUUUGAACAUAGGUUCUGGGAACUGAUUGUAAGUCCUCAUACUUGCAAGUGCUUAAUCAACUGAGCUAUCUCUUCAGUCCUGUCUGGAUCUUGCUAUGUCUCUGUUUCCAACAGAUUGCUUGUGACUGAGGGACAUUUGUUCAUCCCGUGGAGAUGAGGAGCCGGGGAUGGGCUCCUGUAGUCAGUCCCCCAGGAGAACAGAACAAUUUGGGGGGGGUGUAAGGGUGAGGACAGGCCACUAAAGCAGUGACUUGGGUCAGGCGUCACCUUCACCUCCCUCAAUGGACUCUGGUGUGUUCCUGAUGGAGAAAGGUUGCCUGCUAUUCACUCCUAGUAACCCUUAGUAACCCCAGCCCCUAGCAACCUCAGACAACAGUGAAAACUUCUCUGCUUUCUUAGCUCCUCAGAGGAUUUUCUGGGACCCUGAGUGACCAGGAACGGGCUGUCUUUAGGGAUUCUAAGAUCUUGUGCUGGAAGCCACACAGAGUCCUCUGUCUGGAUGCCCCGUGCAGGUGGCAGUGUCCUGAUGCAUCUUAUUUGUGCAGCUUUCUGUCUCCUUGUCUUCGGUGCCCCAGGGAAGGGUCACUGUGUGUACAUGCUUGUGUGUGACUGGGUUUUGCUCUAUAACCCAGGUUAGCUUUGAACUCACGUAAAUAUCUCUGCCUCAGCCUCCCAAGUACUAGGAUUAUAGACAUGAGCUGUCACACACCCCAAAAGUUUGUGGCUUUUAUACAAACCCCGAAAUCUUCCAGAAGAAGCAGUUUUGAAUCUGUUUUUUGAAUCGGGCUUGAGCAGGAUCUCAUGGGAUGGGGCUCACAUACAUGGUUGGAACUCCUAGAAUUUGCUUUCUGUGUCUUAAAUCGGUAUGUGUGCACAAAUAUGCAGUGUAUGCAUAUUUGUAUAUACAUGGGUAUGCAUAUCUAAUCCAUCACCAAUCCUUUACUAACUUUGUUUUAAUUUCCUGUUUAUUGAUGUAUAUUCACUAUCUUGCUGGAUCUCAUAAAGACAAUGUCUGCCAAGUGCA
Mesocricetus auratus (golden hamster) is the source of this 8222-nucleotide messenger RNA. It is a transcript of the gene Ccdc187, whose product is annotated as coiled-coil domain containing 187. The record is from RefSeq and is a predicted model, not a curated record. Gene Ontology annotation, molecular function: microtubule binding. Gene Ontology annotation, biological process: microtubule anchoring. Gene Ontology annotation, cellular component: centrosome. The transcript is spliced from 26 exons. Lineage: Eukaryota; Metazoa; Chordata; Mammalia; Rodentia; Cricetidae. The coding region runs from base 219 to 6959 and encodes 2246 amino acids.